Molecule: messenger RNA, 5384 nt
Organism: Bursaphelenchus okinawaensis
Lineage: Eukaryota; Metazoa; Nematoda; Chromadorea; Rhabditida; Aphelenchoididae
Source: the annotation of a GenBank genome assembly
AUGGAAAGGGUCGAUUUGGAAAUCGAUAUGGCCAGAACUGUCGAUCUGGCUGUUCGCCUACUUCCUGAUCAGCUUCUCCUACAGAUAUGCGAUGAGCAAGGAGCAGCAAAUGUAAGUGUGAACAACAACUUUAUUGUUAGAGUAUUUGAGGAGUUGUCAGGGUUUUUCCAACAGUACAGCGAGUACAUUCCCAUAACGUUCCUGCUCGGCUUCUACGUGUCGUGUGUGUUCAAUCGAUGGUCAGAAGUGUUCAAUAACUUGGGAUGGGUAGAUACGUAGGUUAAUUUCUACGCUAGGUAGUACCAAUACCAACAUAACCAAAGGUUAAAAGUCGUAAUAAAGAUAAUAUCAAGAUAAAGAUACUAGUUCUAAUGAUAUUUCAGACCAUCUUUGCUAAUCACUACCUACAUAAAAGGUACCGAUGAGAUGGCUCGUCGUACAAGGAGAACUCUUAUACGAUACUUGGUGUUAACUCAAGCCAUGGUAUUCAGAGAUGUUUCUACUUGUGUGAAGAAACGUUUCCCGACCAUGGAUCACUUAGUUACAGCCGGUAUAAUGACCGAAAAUGAAUUGAGAGAGUUUGAUGCUAUAAAGUCUCCACACAUCAAGUACUGGUAAGAAAAGUCUAAAUUAAAUAUAGAGCACAUUUAUAAAGUGUUUUACAUUGUUGUAGGCAUUGUUAUACUAUAUUGUUUUACAGGUUGCCAAUGGAAUGGGCCUUUGCUUUAUGUAGAAAGGCACGAGACGUUAAAAUGAUCGAAAGUGACUAUAUAUACGUUGAUCUACUCGAGGUAACAUCUUUCGUUGUUAUUUUGUAUAGUAUUGUGAACUUAACUUCUUACAACUAUUAUAAUUCAUUAUGUGUAUCAAAUUUUAUCUAAACUUUUCCAGAAAUUCCGCCAGUAUCGUGUCCAAGUCCUGCAGCUGACAUUAUACGAUUGGGUUCCCAUUCCUUUGGUAAAUUAUUAUAAAAAAUUGUAAACAGCCUGCGGUAAACAUUAUGAUAUUGUUGUUGUUUUAGGUAUACACCCAAGUUGUUCACAUCGCUGUCAGAACCUACUUCUUGAUCGCUUUGAUCGGAAGGCAGUACUUGCUCAACAAUGACACGGUAAGUGUAUUAUGAAAGGUUUAGGUGAAACAUGUAUUAGCUUUGCUAGUUUUUUGUAAAUUUUUUCAAUACAACGACUUUUAGAUUGAUCUCUUUAUACCAGUUAUGACAAUCUUCCAGUUUUUGUUCUUUAUUGGGUGGAUGAAAGUCGCUGAAGUGUUACUUAAUCCUUUAGGUAAAGUUUGGUAUUUUAUUAGAUGUUAUUGCCACAUUUUGUGUAGUAUUACGUUAAAACUCUUGUACAUAAAACUUUAUAUUUAUAGGAGAAGAUGACGAUGAUUUUGAAACAAAUUGGGUAAGAUUCAUGAUGUGGCGAGUGUAAAACCCUAGACAAAUUAUAAUGUAUUAAAAUCGUUUUCGCAAAACACAAUACUCUGUUUAUUCUGUUCGUAUCAGUAAAUUCAACGUUUUUAGGUACUGGACCGUAAUCUGCAAGUAGGCUUGUCUAUCGUGGACGAUUGCUAUGGAAAAGUACCAGCCUUGGAAAGAGACGUCUUUUGGGAAGACAUGGUACCUCAACCUUUGUACACGGCCGAAAGUGCAGCUCGUCCUCACAAUCCGAUGAUCGGGUCCUGUAACGAUCUGAUCAGUGUAACCGAAGAUGCUCUUCUUGUGAAGCCAAGAAGACGGUUAAUGUCUACAGUAGCCAUGGUGCCAGAUCCACAGGAAAGUAAGGAUCAGGAGGUCGAUGAAGAUGGAGAACCGGUUAUUCCAGUAAGACAACACAAUCCGAUGAGAAGAAGCAUGAGGUAUGUUUCUGAUUAGUAUUACUUUUAUUUUAUUUUUGCAGAUUGUCAGUGAGUAAUAAUGGAGCAAAGGUAGAGAACGCCACCAAAAAGGUACUCGGAUCGAUUAAGAGAAAGUUCACAAAGAAAGUGUCGCCAAGCACGAAAAGAAGUGAGUAUAACAAUGAUUAGUAAUUAUAACGUAUAGUUAAAAUUGCAAAGUAACCAUUUUAAAAUCAUUUUUACAAAAAGUGUAGAAAUGCCCGAUGGUAAAAUAAAUGUAAAUUUUGAUUGUUACAGGAAGCUCUGCCACUUUGUCCAACUUUGGAGAUUGGUAUGAACGUGGGCCUGUACCUCGAUUUGCCAUUUCAAAACCAGAAGGACACACAUCAAGGAAUGGCAGCCUUGGCAACUCUUUCCACAACACACAUAAUGGCAAUAUCUCAAGGUAUAACGAUAUAAAAAUUCUCGUAUAUACGAAUGACAAUGAAAACAUGUUCAUAUAUACACAUAUAAAUUGCAGUAACACUCAAAAUGUUACAAUACCAAAUUACCAUCUCAUAACGCUCCGAUACUCCUACCAUAAUAUAAUGUCAAUUUCAGUCGCCAAUCCUCCUGUUCGUCGAUAAUGUACGAUGGCCUUCACUCACCCUUCUCUCAGUCACUGUCUCACAACGCCUUCAACCAGGCGGUCAACCGAAUGUCAGAAUCCAGUGACACGAUGACAUUCGACGCCAAAAAAGAAGAUGAGUCAGAAGCACCAGCUGAACGUUUGGGACAAAGUGGAGCAUGGACGGUGAACGAGAUGUUGCCAGUUAUUCACGAAGAACGAGAGAAGAGUAGAAACUCAUCCAAUUCUGCUGACAGCAUCUAUUCGGACUCCAAUCAGAAUACGCUACGGAACGAGGCCGGUGAGUAAAGUUAAAAGUUUGUGUAUAUAUUAUUACACUACUUUGUCGUACUAUAUACAUUAUAACACUCAUAAAGACGCCACAACAUUGCCUAUAUAUGGUUAAAUAAAGAAACAACUGAAACAUCUUUUCAGAGAUUCGUUCCGGUCUCCCUAUCCUAGAACCCAUCGACGAAGAAUGUCGUUCAAUAGGGCGCAGUUCUCAGAACCCAGAAUCGCCAAAUAACUUGAAUUUAGACGCCAAGUUCAGUCAAUCUCUGCCACAGAAGAUAAAGGAAGAAAUGAUAAAGAUACGACAAGCUUCAACCGAUGACAAAAAAGAAAAGGACCAGAAAAAUGACUCAGAUUCCGAAUCCAUCCAGACGGACGUUGAAGUUGUAGAAAGCGAAUCUGUUGGUGUAGCUUCAACAGAACAACUCCAUGUAGACGAACAGAACUCAGAAAACAAAACAGAAAAACAGAACGAAAAGUAGAUUACGUGUAACUUACAUUAAUAUACACAAGACGGGUAAUUACGAUUAAAAUUUUAAAACUAAUAAAUUCAAUAAAAGUUCAAUUUUUAAAUAAAAGGGAUAUUACUAUUACGACAAUAAUCCUACUACAAGUCCUAUUUUAACUUUAAACUUAAAAAAUCAAAAAGGAUAAGCAGUAGUUUAGCCAGAGCAAGCUAUAUUAUAUACAGCUGCUUUGACAAUACAUAACAGCUACGUAACAACCGAAGUCAAUGAGCCGUACCGCGAAGUAAAUAAAAGGCAAACUGAUAUAUCCACAUGGUAAACGUUGUUAUUACAACCUGUACAAUGGACUGGUUUCUGAGUUUUGUUUUAUUACCUACAGUUUGCUCAUUCGAAAUACCACGGCCAGAAGGUUCGUAAGUGUAAAAUACUACAUUUUUACAUUUUGCCAUAUGUCUUUUUAAAAUUACAUUGCUUUUUAUGCCAAAGAUGCAGAAUUGAGUUGUUUUAAUUCAAAUUUAGACUACAAACCUUCGAGUCAAUGUGAAACUGGUUAUUUCGAUUGUGGCAGUCCAAAUUCUACGUAUUGUAUUCCUUUUACUGCAGUAAGAGACUGUGUAGUAGACUGUGAAAACGGCAGUGAUGAAAGUAAGACAUAAAAAAGUAAUAAAAAAUGCAUUUGAUACAAAGAUAUCCACGAUGAAAGUAUUAUUUCAACGUAAAUUAGUUGCUUUAUAGUGUGUGGAGACGGUUUACACUUAUGUGACACAAAUGUAAAACAAAGUAACUCCAGAUGCGGCAAAUGUGUCAGAAAUUCCGAGCUGGGGAAGUUCUGUAUUGACCACAAAUGCAAGUGAACAUAGAUAAUAUUCUUGUAAUUUAUACUUAGCUUUCAAAUUGUAAAGUUAGUACUUAAAAAUUUAUCUUUAUUAAUUUACAGGGGAGAACCUCUGUAAAGAAGAAAAUGUAGUCAAAUGUCUCACAAAUGACAAUUGUGUACAUAACACUUGGAUCAACGAUGGAGUCAACGACUGUGGAGAUGGAUCAGAUGAAAGUAACUAUAGUCUUAUAUGUAUAGUUUAUCUUUUAGUACCUGGCACAAGUUUAAUGUAUACGUAUUUUAGAUUGUCCUGGUCCGCAAUGCCCAGUUACCGGGUUCAAAAACUACUAUUCCUCAACAAUGAAGACACCUCAAAGAUACGAAAACAUAAAAAGUAUGCCAAUUUUUGUUAAUCUUUUGCUUUAAACUUAAAAAUUUUUUCUUAUUUUUUAAUGUGUCCCUUGUCUAGGUUAUCAACAUAGAUCUCAACCCUACUACAAUAUACAUAAUUUUAGAAAAUGUAUCGUACGCCGCCGAUUGUGGUGACAAUUUGUUGGGUAACCCAUCUUUGACCGGAAUCUCUGUACGAUCUGUAUAUGACACAAGAUGUCACGACCCGCUAAACUGUCCCUUCACAGUUUUGUGUGAUUUCGACCUAUUUGGGGGUGGAUGGACAAUACUGUUCCAACGCAAAUUCCCUCCUCAAAUACAUUUUAAUCGAACAUGGAUAGAGUAUAAGAAUGGCUUUGGUGUCAUGUCGGCAAAUACUGAAUUCUGGGUAGGAAACGACCAAUUACAUAGUCUAACAUCACGGCCGUCUUGUAACAAUGAAAUGAUUGUCGUGGCCAAAACCUCACGUGAAGGUGUGGUUAAAUAUACAAAGUACAACUCUAUCCAUGUCUGUGAUGAGACCGAAGGCUACAAACUGCAAUUAGGAAUUCUUUCUGGGGCCGUGCCUUAUUUUGAAAGUAUGUUAAUAUAACACACUUUUAUCUUAAAAAGUUUGUUUUAUAAAAAAUGGUCAAAAAGUUUGUAUAAUCGCAAUUUAUGAAAGAUUCCAACCGUUACGAUAGCAUUACUCAAUAAUUCACCGUUUCAUUCUGUUUCAACUUAUUGUUUAGAUAUUGAUGGGUUCCUGCUCUCCCGUGACAAACCUUUUCAAACAUUUGAUUCGAAGAAACGACAAUGCCCUCAAGCAAGCGGAGGUUGGUGGAUGAGAAAUGACGAGUGUAAUAUGGAAAUACCAACCACCUCGUUCUACGCAUAUCAAAACAACAAAGGAGUCAUUUGGAAUCGAGAACGAAUAAUCGAGUUAUCAUUGUUAAUACGGCCUAGGGGCUUUACUGCUCCUUUGAAAAAUGAGUAA